Corapipo altera (White-ruffed manakin) is the source of this 1167-nucleotide messenger RNA. It is a transcript of the gene MMP7, whose product is annotated as matrix metallopeptidase 7. Bases 265 to 1056 code for a protein of 263 amino acids. Gene Ontology annotation, cellular component: extracellular matrix. The record is from RefSeq and is a predicted model, not a curated record. Gene Ontology annotation, biological process: collagen catabolic process; extracellular matrix organization; proteolysis. Lineage: Eukaryota; Metazoa; Chordata; Aves; Passeriformes; Pipridae. The transcript is spliced from 6 exons. Gene Ontology annotation, molecular function: metalloendopeptidase activity; zinc ion binding.
UAAUAUGAAAAGAGAGAGACAAAGCUGGCUGCUAGCUGUGACGUGACAUCGAUGGGGAAGUUGCAGGAAAGAUUUGUUUAAUGUGCUUUCAUUUACUUCUUAGAACAGUGAUGACAUUACAUCAACACCACCAAAAAGUGAGUCACAUAAUGUAACUGCUACUUGGACCUAUCAGGAUCUAUAUAAGCAUUUUUAGCUGUGGUCUUGGGAGACAGAAGUCAGACCUUUUCUGCUGCAGCAAGGCUCCUUACCAAGCUGGGCACCAUGCAGUACCUCCUACUUUGUGCUGCCAUCCUCCUACCUGAGAGUCUUGCUUUUCCAGUACACAUGAAACUAGAACCAUGGAGCAACGUAGACCUUGAGAAAGUAAAGGUAUAUCUCGAUAAAUUCUUUCCACUUUUUCCAAAAACAAAAACCUUAAGCUUAGAAGACAGGAUUAAAGAAAUGCAGAGGUUUUUCCACCUGACCGUAACUGGAACAUUAAAUACAGAAACAGAAGAAACAAUCAAACUGCCCAGAUGUGGAAUGCCCGAUAUAGCAGAAUACCAAACAUUUCCUGGAACUCCAAGAUGGAAAAAAACACAUUUGACUUACAAGAUUGUCAAUUAUACUCCUGACCUACCCAGAAGGAAAGUGGAUGAUGCAAUUAGAAAGGCUUUAAUGGUAUGGAGUGAUGUGACUCCACUGAACUUCCAAAGAGUACAGAGUGGCCGUGCAGACAUUGAGAUUGGAUUUGCACGUCGUGAGCAUGGUGAUGGAUAUCCUUUUGAUGGAAGAGGUAACACACUAGCCCAUGCAUUUGCACCUGGAGAAGGGAUUGGUGGAGAUGUUCAUUUUGAUGAGGACGAAAAAUGGUCAGAGUUCAAUCAAGAGGUUAAUUUGUUCCUUGUUGCUGCUCAUGAGUUUGGCCAUUCUUUGGGACUUGCUCAUUCAAAUGUCCGUGGAGCUCUGAUGUACCCUAUCUACUCAUAUGAGAACCCAGCAACCUUCAGACUUCCAGCGGACGACAGGCGAGGAAUUCAGAAGUUAUAUGGGAAAAAGUCAUCAAACUCUUGAAGAAAAUGCUUAGCAAAGGUCAAGGAAUUCACAUCUCACUGUUUUGGUCUUUCAAAACAAUUUAAAACUUCUGGCUAAUUAAGGCAGUAAACUCCUGGGCUGCACUUUCUC